Homo sapiens (human) is the source of this 3859-nucleotide messenger RNA. It is a transcript of the gene UAP1, whose product is annotated as UDP-N-acetylglucosamine pyrophosphorylase 1. Bases 417 to 1982 code for a protein of 521 amino acids. The record is from RefSeq and is a predicted model, not a curated record. Gene Ontology annotation, molecular function: protein serine pyrophosphorylase activity; UDP-N-acetylgalactosamine diphosphorylase activity; UDP-N-acetylglucosamine diphosphorylase activity. NCBI's taxonomy places the organism in Eukaryota, Metazoa, Chordata, Mammalia, Primates, Hominidae. Gene Ontology annotation, biological process: UDP-N-acetylglucosamine biosynthetic process. Gene Ontology annotation, cellular component: cytosol. The transcript is spliced from 12 exons.
GUCUGUGCUCCCGGCGCUGACGUGUCUGGGCGGUCGGCUUCCACUCCUUCAGGCGUCGGCAGCCACUAGUCGUGGCGAGAGGGGCGGGGUGGCCGGGGCUGGCGCUCCACUUGGCCCCCGCUCCCGGCCCGCCCCGCCGCCGCGGCCCCCCGGAUGAGGGUAUAUAUUCGGAGCGAGCGCGGGACGCCGAUGAGUGGCCGCGCGGAAGGAGCUGGAGACGGUCGUAGCUGCGGUCGCGCCGAGAAAGAAGGAUGGUAUUGGAGGGCUGAGCACACGUAUGCUGAACAUAUGGCUGCUUGAACUUUGGCCUGUCGCUGUGCUACACUUACUUCUACAUGGUUUAUGAAAUCUGAAAUCAGGUUUACAGGUACAUACAUUACACCCCUAUUUCUACAAAGCUUGGCUAUUAGAGCAUUAUGAACAUUAAUGACCUCAAACUCACGUUGUCCAAAGCUGGGCAAGAGCACCUACUACGUUUCUGGAAUGAGCUUGAAGAAGCCCAACAGGUAGAACUUUAUGCAGAGCUCCAGGCCAUGAACUUUGAGGAGCUGAACUUCUUUUUCCAAAAGGCCAUUGAAGGUUUUAACCAGUCUUCUCACCAAAAGAAUGUGGAUGCACGAAUGGAACCUGUGCCUCGAGAGGUAUUAGGCAGUGCUACAAGGGAUCAAGAUCAGCUCCAGGCCUGGGAAAGUGAAGGACUUUUCCAGAUUUCUCAGAAUAAAGUAGCAGUUCUUCUUCUAGCUGGUGGGCAGGGGACAAGACUCGGCGUUGCAUAUCCUAAGGGGAUGUAUGAUGUUGGUUUGCCAUCCCGUAAGACACUUUUUCAGAUUCAAGCAGAGCGUAUCCUGAAGCUACAGCAGGUUGCUGAAAAAUAUUAUGGCAACAAAUGCAUUAUUCCAUGGUAUAUAAUGACCAGUGGCAGAACAAUGGAAUCUACAAAGGAGUUCUUCACCAAGCACAAGUACUUUGGUUUAAAAAAAGAGAAUGUAAUCUUUUUUCAGCAAGGAAUGCUCCCCGCCAUGAGUUUUGAUGGGAAAAUUAUUUUGGAAGAGAAGAACAAAGUUUCUAUGGCUCCAGAUGGGAAUGGUGGUCUUUAUCGGGCACUUGCAGCCCAGAAUAUUGUGGAGGAUAUGGAGCAAAGAGGCAUUUGGAGCAUUCAUGUCUAUUGUGUUGACAACAUAUUAGUAAAAGUGGCAGACCCACGGUUCAUUGGAUUUUGCAUUCAGAAAGGAGCAGACUGUGGAGCAAAGGUGGUAGAGAAAACGAACCCUACAGAACCAGUUGGAGUGGUUUGCCGAGUGGAUGGAGUUUACCAGGUGGUAGAAUAUAGUGAGAUUUCCCUGGCAACAGCUCAAAAACGAAGCUCAGACGGACGACUGCUGUUCAAUGCGGGGAACAUUGCCAACCAUUUCUUCACUGUACCAUUUCUGAGAGAUGUUGUCAAUGUUUAUGAACCUCAGUUGCAGCACCAUGUGGCUCAAAAGAAGAUUCCUUAUGUGGAUACCCAAGGACAGUUAAUUAAGCCAGACAAACCCAAUGGAAUAAAGAUGGAAAAAUUUGUCUUUGACAUCUUCCAGUUUGCAAAGAAGUUUGUGGUAUAUGAAGUAUUGCGAGAAGAUGAGUUUUCCCCACUAAAGAAUGCUGAUAGUCAGAAUGGGAAAGACAACCCUACUACUGCAAGGCAUGCUUUGAUGUCCCUUCAUCAUUGCUGGGUCCUCAAUGCAGGGGGCCAUUUCAUAGAUGAAAAUGGCUCUCGCCUUCCAGCAAUUCCCCGUGCUACAAAUGGGAAGUCAGAGACCAUCACAGCUGAUGUCAAUCACAACUUGAAGGAUGCCAAUGAUGUACCAAUCCAAUGUGAAAUCUCUCCUCUUAUCUCCUAUGCUGGAGAAGGAUUAGAAAGUUAUGUGGCAGAUAAAGAAUUCCAUGCACCUCUAAUCAUCGAUGAGAAUGGAGUUCAUGAGCUGGUGAAAAAUGGUAUUUGAACCAGAUACCAAGUUUUGUUUGCCACGAUAGGAAUAGCUUUUAUUUUUGAUAGACCAACUGUGAACCUACAAGACGUCUUGGACAACUGAAGUUUAAAUAUCCACAGGGUUUUAUUUUGCUUGUUGAACUCUUAGAGCUAUUGCAAACUUCCCAAGAUCCAGAUGACUGAAUUUCAGAUAGCAUUUUUAUGAUUCCCAACUCAUUGAAGGUCUUAUUUAUAUAAUUUUUUCCAAGCCAAGGAGACCAUUGGCCAUCCAGGAAAUUUCGUACAGCUGAAAUAUAGGCAGGAUGUUCAACAUCAGUUUACUUGCAGCUGGAAGCAUUUGUUUUUGAAGUUGUACAUAGUAAUAAUAUGUCAUUGUACAUGUUGAAAGGUUUCUAUGGUACUAAAAGUUUGUUUUAUUUUAUCAAACAUUAAGCUUUUUUAAGAAAAUAAUUGGGCAGUGAAAUAAAUGUAUCUUCUUGUCUCUGGAGUGUCAUUUGUACUUGAAGAAAUUAUUUCAUUGAGAAAAUAUGAAACUUGGGAGAAACUUUAAGAUAAUGCAUAAAAACAAAUUGAUGCUUCAGUGAGGUUGCAGAGUCAUAGAACUUCUUUCAGUGAAUAUCUAACUUUGGGCUUUAUCUUCUUAUCACUUUAUAAUAGUAGCUCUCACCCAAAGAUUAUUUUGUCCUCCACCCAAAGGGGCAUUUGGCAAUGUCUGGAGAUAUUUUUGGUUGUGACAAGUGGGAAAGUGAAGUGGUACCACUGGCAUCUAAUAGGGAUUAGGGAUGUCACUAAACAUCCUACAAUGCACAGGAUGGUCUCCUACGACAAAGAGUUAUCUGGCCUAAAGUGUCAAUGGUGUCAAGGUCGAGAAGCCUUGUUUCAAAUUAUUCAUUUACUCUGUUUUGCCCAAAUAUUUGGUGGCACUUAGGAAUUCAAAAGAAUGUAGUUUCUGAAUUUUCUCUGGUAGGCUAUUCCAGUUUUUUGUUAUUGUUGUUGUUAUUUUAGAGGAUUAAAAAAAUAAAAAGACAAAGGUGGUUCUUUAAAUAUGGGCCAUAGAUCAUUGGUCAUUAGUAAGGGUUCUCUGUGUCUAAAAUGCUGUUUGCAUGAAAAGACUGAGCUUUAUAAAUGCAUCUUAAAUAAUAUUUAAGUAUUGACCAAAAGUAUAAAAAGGAACAUCUGGAUAAAUGAUUCUAAAAAUUAUAUCUAGAAAAGAGAUGAAUAAAUUUCAUUUUCCGCUAACAAGUUGUCACAAGAUAGGAUGUCAUUCAUGGGGUGGGUCUUUUGUUUAAGGAUCACUUUUUUUUUUUUUUGAAGAGCAUGUGAUGUUCAUAUCCAUCAAUCUUACCUAUUUUUUUUUUAACUAAGGCCUAAAUCAUUCAUUUAGCAUAUUUUCUAUUUUAUUUCAAUAACAGCUCAAUUUUGCUAUUGUUAUCUAUUCCAGUUUUCAAAAAGAUUAGUGAAGUUUGACUUCUCAUUGAAAUGAGCUCCAAAUGGGUUGUAAGAAUGGAAUUGCAGAGUCUUUAGCUCCUGAAUGCCAAAAACUGAUACUAAUGGUAUGAUCCGUUUCUUUUUUUCUUGAACCUUGCUAUUUCCUCUGCUAUUUCCACCUGCUAUUUAUUCUUCUCCUGUUGUAAGAAAAUACUAGUGAUGCUAGGAAAAGGGAAGAAUGGAAAUGGGAUUGUGUAGUGGUUUUGUUGGAGAGGAGCGAUGGCUGGGGAACAUUGGGUAGUUAAGAGCAAACUCUGAGAGCCUCUGAGCCAUGAAAUGAUAAGGUGAUAGCAUUAUGUAUUUUUAUGAGUUCUUGUUAAAUAAUUGUUAUAAUUCAGAAAAUACAGAAUUGGGUAAAAUGUUUAUGAAAAUAAAAGCUAGAAUAAUUUGGCAGUAACAGUA